This is a messenger RNA of Aspergillus udagawae, 480 nucleotides long. RefSeq lists its product as uncharacterized. The transcript has 2 exons. Lineage: Eukaryota; Fungi; Ascomycota; Eurotiomycetes; Eurotiales; Aspergillaceae. Gene Ontology annotation, molecular function: transmembrane transporter activity. Bases 1 to 480 code for a protein of 159 amino acids. Gene Ontology annotation, biological process: transmembrane transport. The record is from RefSeq and is a predicted model, not a curated record.
AUGACAGUCUUUCCCGGCCCGCUCUUUGCUCCUUUCGUCGGUGGCUUCAUCGUUGAAAGUUACCUAGGCUGGCGUUGGACAGAAUACCUCACUGGCAUCAUGGGGGCCACAGCUUUUGUUCUGGAUUUAUUCUUUCUGGAGGAGACCUAUCCUCCAGUUGUGCUAAUUGGGAAGGCUGCUAAGCUUCGUCAACGAACGAGAAAUUGGGGCAUUCACGCGAAGCAAGAGGAGACUGAGGUUGAAUUUGGAGAGCUCAUUGGCAAGAAUUUCAGCCGUCCAUUACGAAUCUUGUUCACCGAACCGAUCUUUAAUGCUCUAGGCGUCAACUGGACUGGGACUCUUCUUGGAUGCGUCGCUGCCAUCCUGAUGCCUAUUCCGCUCCUCUUCUACUUAUACGGACCCAAGACCCGUGCGAAGAGCAAGUUCGCCAUGGAAUAUAUUGUAGCCGUUCAGGCUCACAAUGAUGAGCAUGGGGAAUGA